AUGAUUCUGAACAGAGAGGAAGCUUCAUACGUGGUCAGCCUGGAAGUUCAAACCCCGAUCGACAUCAUUCUUCUGCAAAGCGACAUUCCGGUGGACCUUCUGGAUUUUGAGAAAAACUCUGCGGUUGUUUCCUUCUCCAAAUGCGACCCGGAUCCGGCGGAUGCAUCGGCUACCGAGAAGGAAAGACUUUCCGGAAUCAGGAACCACUUGCUCGCAACUUACCGGUGCCAGGCCAAUACCACUCGCCUGGAGGUGAAAAUCAGAACGAUCGAGGGCCAGUAUGGCACUCUACAGGCUUACAUUAUCCCGCGAGUUCAGCCGAAAAGUUGCGUCGUGAGGGCCUUUCCGAUCAAGCCGCUGUCACUGCACACCAGGACCAAGGAGUUUGACAACAACAGGUUAGCACAACGAGGGGAUGUUUCCAAAGAAAGUGUUAUACACGCAUUGAGUCUCAUGAGCCCGAAGUUGCAAGCUCACUUGAAGUUGUCCAAGCAAGUUCAGCUGAUUGACGGGCUGAAAGAAAUUGAACUUCACGAAAGCGACAUUUCUUUCCUGGAUUCCGAGUAUCAAGAAAUAUUGAAGAACGCUGACCAGUUGAAGGCACAGUACAACAAGCAGCCGUGUUACUUGGACAGAUUAUACGGAAUGAUCACGGAUUUGUACAUUGACCAGUACAAGUUUCAGGGGGUGAACGUAAAAUCAAGAGUUCCUCUUCUGUUGGAUCUAUUGGACAACAAUUACAGUCUGGAUUCCCUGACUGAAUUUUUUCAAGCUGAUUUCUAAGUUCGGAAUCGUGAGUUUUCAAAAAGCACUCGUAAUUAAGUGUUUGAAUUGGGGCAUUCCAGCGUUUCUGGUACUUGGUGGAACUUAUGUGAUCUUUUCAGCGCAGAUCUCAGCCUAUUUGUAGUUUUUGUGAUCACUUGUGAGACACUUCGUGAGCAAAGCUUUACUUGAAAGAAAGUUAAUUAUUGUCCUAAGAGAAUUUUUUGUGUUCAUCGCGCUUCUAUCUCAAUUUUAUGACGAAUGGAAUUAUCUCAUCACUCUUGGGCUGUAUUUCUAAAUUUUAUCAUUUCAGGAGAUGUGAAAUCUCCGAAUUUAAUGGCACAACAAAAUAUAAAAUUGCGACUGGCCUAAUUUUAAAGUUGUGUCGUGACAUACGUCCAUGAAUGACAUUGCCGUCCUUUUUGAUUGUGUCGAAAACAUUUUUAUGCAUUUGAUAAGCUUUGAACAUAUUCAAUAGCAUGCACUUUAACGUCUGAUCGAAUUAUGUUUUUGCGUGAGUGUAUCUGCUGUUCUAACACUGUGAUGAAAAAAUAUACGUACAUCUUUCUCUAGUCAGCACAGAAAAAA
This is a messenger RNA of Notodromas monacha, 1350 nucleotides long. NCBI's taxonomy places the organism in Eukaryota, Metazoa, Arthropoda, Ostracoda, Podocopida, Cyprididae. The record is from the annotation of a GenBank genome assembly.